Esox lucius (northern pike) is the source of this 1781-nucleotide messenger RNA. RefSeq names its product mitochondrial ribosomal protein S16 (gene mrps16). The record is from RefSeq and is a predicted model, not a curated record. Gene Ontology annotation, molecular function: structural constituent of ribosome. The transcript has 3 exons. The coding region runs from base 152 to 553 and encodes 133 amino acids. Lineage: Eukaryota; Metazoa; Chordata; Actinopteri; Esociformes; Esocidae. Gene Ontology annotation, cellular component: mitochondrial small ribosomal subunit; ribosome. Gene Ontology annotation, biological process: mitochondrial translation.
UCCUUUUUAAAAAUGGCUGCGCCCUAGCGAAUGUCACGAUAUAUUUUACUACGUCGAGUUCCUAGCAAGUGCUUUUUUCUCUUUUCUGUCGUAUAAAAAUCCAUAAAAUUUUACGUAAUCGGUUGACCUGUUUUGCCGGGUGCAUUUAAACAUGGUCCACCUAACAUCGUUCCUACUGAAGACGUACCAUGGAGGUCACGUUGUCAUACGAUUGGCAAUGGCUGGCCACAAACAGUCAAACAGACCCUUCUAUCGCAUUGUGGCUGCUUACAAUAAGCGUGCAAGAGACAGUAAAUACAUAGAGCAGCUGGGCUCUUAUGACCCUCUGCCCAACAUAUACAAUGAGAAACUGGUCAGCUUCAACUAUGACAGGAUCAAGUACUGGAUGGGUUGUGGUGCACAUCCAACAAAGCCGGUGGCCAAACUUCUAGGAUUGGCUGGGUUCUUUCCUCUGCAUCCCAUGACGGUUACAGAGGCAGAGCGCCGAAGGUCCCUGGCCAAAUUACCAGAGGGAGCUGCUCCAGAGAAUGAAGUUAAACAGCAGGAACUAUGAGAUCUGGAGGGUUUGGGACUGCCUAGCAAGCCGGACGUGAAAAUUGUACAUAUGCCAUUCACCUCAAAAGUUGUUUUUCAGUCUAUGAAUAUUCAAAAAUAGUACUUUCCCUGCAAGGUUCUUGUGCUGCGAAGCUCAAUAAUGAAUAUGUUUGUUUGAUUAACUGUAUUUGUGGUCAAUUAAAGUAAUUAAUUAGGAUGGUGUUUAGGAUACUUUCACUGUUUUUGAGUCUGAUAUUUGUUCUCAAAAAUCCUAACCCCAACACUUGGAUAUGGAAUUUGUGCAGUAGGAUAACCAAUGUGGGGGAGCACUUUUAAAGAGUGGGUGUGUUGAAAAGAUCUACAACGAUUUAACUUUCUGUCCUUAAUGUUAGAUGUUUUACACAAGGUCUUGUUUUUGGUGACACUAAAUACUUACUGCAAUAACACAAGUAUGUAUGUGUCCUAGUGAAGCAUUUACUUUCUGAAAUGCUGAGAGAAUAAGGAAAUUAAUGCAUUAGUACCACUUCACGUGAUUGAUAUUGGUCUUUACCUAACUGGUGUGUUCAAGUGGUGUUAUACAGAAUGUUGCAAAACCUAUGAACACAUUUCCACAAUCACCUCUUAAUAUGAAAAGGCAAAUCAGUUCCCUUCCAAAAUUACAGUAUAACAUAAGGUGGUGUUUACUGUCUCAGUUCCAAAGCAUAUGUUUGGAAUAUCUGACUGCCCUAUCAGGAGAUAUGCUUAUUUUAAUUAUUUGUAAUGUCAUCGAAGGCACACCUAACAAUACCCAUACCAAAAAUGAAAUAUAUUGGCUUUCUGGAGUUAUAACUGGAGGGCUGCAGUCUUUUGUAUGCCCUUAGUGAAAUUGUGUUAGAUAGUUAUCUUGUUCCCUGACACUUCCACCCAAAUUUAGAUGCUUGGUGGAACACUUAGAUCAACAUGGCCUUCAUUACCCAAUAAGAUGUGAACCAUUCCAGUUUUGAUAUAUGGAUUGGUUUAAUCAGCCUCCACAACAAGUUACCCCCUGUAUUUUUACAGCUGUGUGAGCAUACAGCGCACCUGAGCUUUCUCGCUAGCACUGACUCGCAGCAUAACAGCAGUUCUUAGCUUCAGUGUUCAGUGUCUUAACCAGUGUUAAAAGGCUACAAGUCUUUUCAAACUGAUUAGCAGACCAGUGUGAGGGUUUAAUGUGGAUUUUCUCAGGCACAAAUUGCUUAUGUUUUAUAAAAUCGAACUUAAGGUAUUAA